GGAAAGAUGAAGACUGCGGUCGGUUCGUUCCUUCUUUUGCUCGUCGUCAGCGGCGUUGUCUCCGUCGAAUGGAAGCACAGUGCUGUCCUGGAUAACAAUUUCUUGGUGCUGUGGACGCCGGAUGAGAAGGACGUUACAUUCGAGAUUCAAGUGAAGACCCUCGGCUACGUUGGGCUCGGUUUCACGAAGGACGAUGGUCGCGCCGGAGCUGACAUGGUCAUUGGAUGGGUCGAUAACAACGGCCAGGUUCACCUUCAGGACCGGCACGUGAAGGACGCCAGCAAAGAUCCGCAGAUGGAUUCGAGCCAGGACUACCGACUCUUACUGGGUUACGAGAACAAGACGCACACAGUGCUCCGCUUCAGUCGACGAUACGACACAUGCGACCCUCGGGACCUGAAGAUCACGAACGACACGAUGCAAGUGGUGUGGCAAUAUCACGUCGAGGAGCCGGUAUCAGCGGCCGGUAUCUUACCUGAUCACGGAGCAGUGCGAGGCUCGAGACCGUUGUAUCUUGUGCAAAGAGACGCACAGCCCAGACGAAAUUCGCGUAAUCAGGAAACGGAUCCACCUCUGAAGAUCUGGGACAUUCUGAACAAACAGGUUCGUUUACCCAUGGGGCAAGACAUGCUGCUCUGGUGCCGUAUCGUGAAGAUUCCGAACAUUAAUCAGAAACACCACGUCGUGAAGUACGAACCAGUUAUUCAACCGGGAAGCCACGAAUACCUUCACCACAUGAACCUGUACGAGUGCCGCGGAGAUCAAGCCGAAUUGGAAUCCGCGGCAGAAACGACUGGAGGUUAUGUCUGUUAUGGUCCUAAUAGACCCGCACUCCACUGCAACACGAUCGCAGCCACUUGGAAUCUCGGUUCUGAGGGCUUUAAUUAUCCGCCGGAGGCCGGAUACGCACUCAAUCCGUACACGGGGCCGCGCUACUUCAAGUUGGAAACCCACUACACGAAUCCGCAGCUGGACGCCUUCAUCAGCGACAGCAGCGGUCUGCGUCUUCUCUAUACCGAUCGACUGCGCGCCCAUGACUCUGGUAUCCUCAGUGUUGGCAUGGACCCGAACUGGCGGCAUAUCAUACCGCCCGGUCAGCCCGAGGUGAUCUCCGAGGGCCACUGCAUCACCGAUUGCACCGCUCGGUUCAUACCGAACAGCGGCAUUAACAUGUUCGCCGUGAUCAUGCACACCCACCAGCUCGGCAGAAAGAUCCGCCUGCGGCUGAUCCGCGCCAGCGAGGAGCUGCCGCUGAUCGCCGCCGACACUAACUACAAUCCCAAGUAUCAGGAGUAUCGAAGGCUUCAAAGACCGGUCAAGGUGUACCCGGGGGACCAUUUAAUCACCGAAUGCACGUACUCGUCCGUAUCUCGUACGGCCAUUACGCUCGGUGGCCAGGGAAUGAGAGAAGAAACUUGCCAAGUGUCCAUUCUCUAUUAUCCUCGUAUUGAAUUAUCCCAUUGUUAUUCAUUGCCUUCGCUAACGACGGUGCUGCACAGCUUGGGAAUCCAGAGAUUAAUGCAGGCUUCCAGUCCGGUGAUGAUUCAGGAGCCCGCGGACCUGAAGGGCAUGACGCUCGAGGAACGACUAAUCAGCUACGACUGGGACGAGAAUUUCCGAAACUUCCAGGAUGUCACUCGAAGUGGCACGUUUAAACCGUUAUGUGCCACUAAUAAAGGCGCUCUGGCCGCAACAGAAAGCAUGGAGGUACACUACCCACGCAUCCUCAGACCCUACGAGGAAGUGAGUGUGCCCUGUGCGAAGAAGCCAUUGAGAAACAAAUUAUCGAUGUUGUUGAGCGAGGACGGCGAUAUUGGUGAGCCCGCUGAUCCUGACAACGCAGUCGAGCGGGGUCAAUUGGUGCGUAGUAAAGUGUCCCGCAGCAGCGACGCGGGUCCCACAGCUGGUAGUUCCGGCGGUCGUACAGUAUCGGCGGCAGUGAUCCUGGCGGUCGUCACUGUUGUCGCCGGCGCUGCAUUCAGAUGA
This is a messenger RNA of Cyphomyrmex costatus, 1986 nucleotides long. It is a transcript of the gene olf413, whose product is annotated as DBH like monooxygenase olf413. Gene Ontology annotation, biological process: norepinephrine biosynthetic process; dopamine catabolic process; octopamine biosynthetic process. The record is from RefSeq and is a predicted model, not a curated record. The transcript is spliced from 8 exons. The coding region runs from base 7 to 1986 and encodes 659 amino acids. NCBI's taxonomy places the organism in Eukaryota, Metazoa, Arthropoda, Insecta, Hymenoptera, Formicidae. Gene Ontology annotation, cellular component: secretory granule membrane. Gene Ontology annotation, molecular function: copper ion binding; dopamine beta-monooxygenase activity.